GUCUCCGGAGCUUGCGCUAAGCUCUUUGCGGCGGCCCCCACUUGCAAGCAGGUCUCAGAAAGCAGGCGGUGGGGGGAAAAGGCGUCGUUCCUGGAGCUGCGACCAGGCGACCAGAGUCCUCAGGGAUGAACCUCGAGUUGCUGGAGUCCUUUGGGCAGAAUUAUCCAGAGGAAGCGGAUGGCACUUUGGAUUGUAUCAGCAUGGCCCUGACUUGCACCUUUAACAGGUGGGGCACGCUGCUUGCGGUUGGCUGUAAUGAUGGCCGGAUUGUCAUCUGGGAUUUUUUGACAAGAGGAAUUGCUAAGAUAAUUAGUGCACACAUCCAUCCUGUCUGUUCUUUAUGCUGGAGUCGAGAUGGUCAUAAGCUCGUGAGUGCUUCCACUGAUAACAUAGUGUCACAGUGGGAUGUCCUUUCAGGCGACUGUGACCAGAGGUUUCGGUUCCCUUCGCCCAUCUUAAAAGUCCAGUACCAUCCACGAGAUCAGAACAAGGUUCUCGUGUGUCCCAUGAAAUCUGCUCCUGUCAUGUUGACCCUUUCAGAUUCCAAGCAUGUUGUUCUGCCGGUAGACGAUGACUCCGAUUUGAACGUGGUUGCAUCUUUUGAUAGGCGAGGGGAAUAUAUCUAUACAGGAAAUGCAAAAGGAAAGAUUUUGGUCCUAAAAACCGAUUCUCAGGAUCUGGUUGCUUCCUUCAGAGUCACAACCGGAACCAGCAACACUACAGCUAUUAAGUCCAUAGAGUUUGCCCGGAAGGGGAGUUGCUUUCUAAUUAACACAGCAGAUCGGAUAAUCCGAGUGUAUGAUGGCAGAGAAAUCUUAACGUGUGGAAGAGACGGAGAGCCUGAACCUAUGCAGAAAUUACAGGACUUGGUAAAUAGGACCCCGUGGAAGAAAUGUUGUUUCUCCGGGGACGGAGAAUACAUCGUGGCCGGCUCAGCCCGGCAGCACGCCCUGUACAUCUGGGAGAAGAGCAUCGGGAACCUGGUGAAGAUCCUUCACGGCACGAGGGGCGAGCUCCUCCUGGAUGUCGCUUGGCAUCCUGUUCGACCCAUCAUAGCAUCCAUUUCAAGUGGCGUGGUAUCUAUCUGGGCACAAAAUCAAGUAGAAAAUUGGAGUGCAUUUGCCCCAGACUUCAAGGAGUUGGAUGAAAAUGUAGAAUAUGAGGAAAGGGAAUCGGAGUUUGAUAUUGAAGAUGAAGAUAAGAGUGAGCCUGAGCAGACGGGGGCUGAUGCUGCAGAGGAUGAGGAAGUGGACGUCACCAGUGUGGACCCUAUUGCCGCCUUCUGUAGCAGUGAUGAAGAGCUGGAAGAUUCAAAGGCUCUAUUAUAUUUACCCAUUGCCCCUGAGGUAGAAGAUCCAGAAGAAAAUCCUUACGGGCCCCCACCGGAUGCGGUGCAAACCUCCCUGAUGGACGAAGGGGCUAGUUCAGAGAAGAAGAGGCAGUCUUCGGCAGACGGGUCCCAGCCACCUAAGAAGAAGCCCAAAACGACCAAUAUAGAACUUCAGGGAGUGCCCAAUGAUGAAGUCCAUCCGCUACUGGGUGUGAAGGGCGAUGGCAAAUCCAAGAAGAAGCAAGCAGGCCGGCCUAAAGGAUCAAAAGGUAAAGAGAAAGAUUCUCCAUUUAAACCGAAACUCUACAAAGGGGACAGAGGUUUACCUCUGGAAGGAUCAGCGAAGGGUAAAGUGCAGGCGGAGCUCAGCCAGCCGUUGACAGCAGGGGGAGCAAUCUCAGAACUGCUAUGAAGACCCCUCGAAGUUCUCCAAUCUUCCCCACUGUGCCAUCAUGUGGCCUCUGGACGCUGUGGUCAGUCAUUUGAGAUUGACUUUAAUUUAAAACAAAGGCCUCUGCCUCCGACCCAGGAGGUGGAAGGAGUGAAUCGUGUGUUUGAAUGAAGAAGCGAAUAAUGGAAGAAGAGUACACGGCCCUUUUCUUUCAAGCAGAAGUCCAAAUAGGCUCUCAGGAAUGAGGAUCUGUGAAGACAUCCAGCAGGGGUUUUGACUCAUUCAGGCUUCCGUGCUCAGUUCCCGUUGCUGGACAGAGACCCGUGUUGCUCCUCGAACUCUCGUACCCAGGAUCAUUUUGAGCUGACGUUUCCCGUCUCCUGUUCGCCUUUCAUCCUCCAUGCAUGUCCUCGAGUGACUUCCUCUUAUCUGAAGUUUUGCUGCUGGUGUCUUAGGAAAACUUCUGUUGCAUAUUCUGUCUUCCAUUUUUUUAACUCCCUCUCUCAUCGGAUAUUUCCUCUAUUUGCAUAGUGUGUACAGAGGAGGGGCAGAAAAGAAAGUGCUUGAAAGAUUUCAGGUGUUUGGAAAGGGAAGAAAGAUGAGAAAGACCCCCUCUUCUUGACAAGAUCCUGUUUUGCUCAUGAAGCUGGGCUGUAACAGGGUCAAGGCUUUUCUUUGUUUCCUUGCAUUGCAUGGUGUCCUCCAGUGGUGGCUCGUUCUCAUUAAUCAUGGUUUUUGAAGGUAGCUCGUUUCAUCCAUCAGCAGCAGAGAAUCAUCCGUAGUUCACAUUGCUCCACCUGCGCUGGCUUACGGAGAGGGAAGCAGGUCACGGUGCCUCUCACCAAGCUUUCAUUUUUAUUGGGGUGGGGGAUCGAUACAGGGGACUAAAAUCCACCCGUCCGAAAUCAAAGCAGCAGCAGCAACACGGUUCAAAUCAAAGAUCAAGGAAAAAAAAAUUGUUUUUAUCAUUGCUUGUGGAGAUCUGUCCUUCCCAUCAGCCCUUUCUCCCUCCCUGUACCCGCACUCCUUCUCCCUACCGCCUGUUUUCAGUCUCUUCCUUUCUGUGAAAGGUUGCCUCGCUUUUUAAGACAAUUUUUUACUUUCUACUUUUUUGCUUUUGCUGUUCUUUGUAUAAAAAGUAGCAAAUUUGGAUUGGAUGCGUACAUGAGGUGUUGGAAAUUCUCCGAAGACCCGGAGUCCAGAGACCAGGUGGAGAGAGAGGGCACAGCUCUCAGCCCGAUGGGAGGUGCUCACCCUGGGCGGCCGGGGAGUCUCCGCGCUGUGCUCCUGGGGAGCUCCCGGAGCCGCGCGGUUCUCCUGUAGCCGGCCACACAGGCUGAUUAUCUUUUUGGAAUUUAGGAGAGAAAUCACAGUAGUCUUAUGUCAGGAAGAGCCUCUUUCUCCCACUCCAUCUUUUAGAACCAGAAUGUUGAGUAGUCAAAGUAAGAGCUUCCCCCGGAGUCGAUUGCAAAAUAUCUGUAUUUUUAGACGCUGCCACUUCUUCCCCCUCAAAUGCUUAUGUUGUGAAUUUCAUUUGUAUUUCACAUCAGACCCCAGUGGUUGAGAUUGGCUAGUGGCUCUUUCGACGAGUUUUUUGUUUUGCGGAUGUGGUUUCUAUUCCAUUUCUCUGUGUCCUGCGCACCAUCACAAACAGUAUGGCACAGAAGGGCUCUGCCCUACUUCCUGGGUGAAGUCGCCCGGUGUCCUGUGCCUGAGCACUGGGGCAUUUAUGUUGUGCCCACCUGCCGAGCCAGUUUCAGCCCUGUCGGGGCCCCUGGCAGCAGCUCUUCGUCAUUAUUUAUGCUUCUGGAAUUUCUUUCAGCUCCUAAAGCUUUCCGUCCAGUUUGAUUUUCUCAGUGUGUACGAUACAUGCAUAUUCUCUUCUCUUUUGUCAUUCCUUCCCCCCAACCCAUUUCGUUUUUUAAUGUUCCAUAGUUUUGUACAAGACGAGACUUAGCCUUGGGUACUUCUUGCUGAAGCUUUAAUGCUUUGUAAAUAAAAGCGGAUGUUUAUUAAAGAACAGGUGUAGAUGUUU
Molecule: messenger RNA, 3756 nt
Organism: Suricata suricatta (meerkat)
Lineage: Eukaryota; Metazoa; Chordata; Mammalia; Carnivora; Herpestidae
Gene: RBBP5
Product: RB binding protein 5, histone lysine methyltransferase complex subunit
Exons: 14
Coding region: 126-1742 (538 amino acids)
Cellular component (GO): Set1C/COMPASS complex
Molecular function (GO): protein binding
Source: RefSeq, a predicted model, not a curated record